CAGCGCUUUGGUGGUUUUGUGUUAGUUGUAAUUAACGUAAUAAACCACUUUUAUGCCCGCAUUUUUUUUCUUUAGGUUUUGUCGACGUUGCGUGGAUUUAUCGGUUUUAAAGGUCUCCGUUUAUCACUUAAAACUCCAAUGGCUUCUUGUCAGUUACCUUUACGUGUGUGGGGUUGUGGCAUUCUCACGUUAAGCGGCGUAGUAAGCCGGUCAGGAUCUAUUUUUGCUGCUGGCUGUCCUUCGUCAAGCCCCUGUCGGUGGGCGUCGUUCUCCCGCCACAGACUUGAAUCACUCCGCCUCGCCCGGAUCUCACUGUGACGUUGUGAGACCCUGAGGCGGUGGAGGGGGAAGCAAUGGUGUCUCAGGCUUAUUGGCUUAUUUUUAAUGUAACUAUUUAACUUUAUGGAGACAGCUUGACGUAUUUUCUCUGUCGUGUUUUAAUACAAUAAGGACAACAACGUAGUGAUGGGUCAAGUACACUAUUUACUAUUUGUCAUUUUAAGACUGCAAGUAAUGUUACAACAGACACAAUAUGCAUUUCUUUCCCUCACGUGAUCUCACAUUUAAAGCAGACGUUUUUUCCCAUUGUUAACAUAUUCUUGUUUCUAAAUAUGAAUUGAAAUCUGCGCCACAGCUUUCUUUGGUUAAUUGUUGGUAAAUGAUACCAAAUGAAUCGGGAAGUGUGUCAACUGGGUAAUUAGGGUGGGAUGAGAAUCCUCCCCAGCACUUCCGGAUGACAAUGAUCUAAUACUCUCCUGAGACACAGCUGAAAGAAAGUGCCUUUACCACUCAGCCCCUGUACUUUAAGACAUUUACUCCUUUUUGUGAGUCCAAUAUGAUAAUCUAGACCCGAAAUGCACCGAUUUAAAAAUAAAACAAUAGGAUGAAUUAAUCCAACCUUCUUCUUUGAUGUGGCGUUUGAACGUCGCCGUGGUGACAGCGUCACCCAGCGGCCCCUCUGCGGCCUGCAGCGAUCACGGCCCCGGCUGAGGACUUGCCGUGACAUGUCUGUCUGAGAUUAUGUCCAGACAUGUACCAGUGGUUCACACUGGAGGGCUCCAUGAGUCACUGGCUGCUCGGGCUCUUAUAAGAGCUGCCCAGUAUCGCCAGUCUGAGAUGCAGUAGUAGUUGAUCAGAUGAGUAGUUCACUUUGAGGAGACUUUAACUGGUUACAGAAAUGUGUAGAACGAUGGCUGGUGACGAGGUAACCAUGAGCACCCGGAGAAACGGCACCGCCCGACGAAACCUGUUCGGCCCCCUCGACAGAGAGCAGCUGCAGGUGGAGCACCGAGCUGCCCUACGGAGCGACCUGGAGGCCGCUUGCCAUCGCUGGGGCUUCGACUUCCUCUCAGAUAAGCCUCUGGAGAACAGCGAUUUCCAGUGGGAGGGCGUCCCGGCCACCAACGUGCCGCUGCUCUACAGAUCUUGUAUGCAUGGAGGUCAGGGGGUGGCAGGUCAGGGGGCUGGAGGUCAGGGGGCGGCGGUUAAGCCACAGGACAAGAAGGAGAACGCCCCAUGCUCACCAGAGGGAUGCUCACCCAGCCAGCAGAACCUGGAGGAAACGCCAAGGAGAAGAGAUAACACAGGGCUGAAGAGGAAACAGACAAACAUAACAGAUUUCUAUCACGCUAAGAGACGAGUGGUUGGGUUGCCACGCAAGUCCGGCGAGUGAUUUUCGCCCACAGCCCCGCUGUCAGGAAGAACUUUCUUUGUGCAGCCAAUCACCAGCAGGCAAUCUUCAAGAAAAACAAACAAGGGACCUCUGCAAUUGUUGUAUCAUGUAGCUAUACGGUUAAUUAGUGUUCUGUAUUUAAUUCGGUGGGUUAGUGCUUCCCAGUGGGAAGAGGGGGACAUUUGAGUAGUGGAGAUUAACUGUAAUCUCUCUAUCAAUGGAUUUAUUCUGGUUUGGAUCGCGGUGAUGCGAAAGUGUUCGUUCGCAACACUGCUACUUCGUAGAGACUGUUUACCUGAGUGAUGGAUGAACACAUUGCUGUAUACAGUUUUCAGAUUUCACAAUCAUUACUGAGCAGCUGUGACAAAUCUCAAGAUUGAAAAUGGCAGCGACUGCAUGAAGCUCUUCUGUUCAAAUCCACUAGUUAUUUAUUUUUUAAGAUAUUUUUUUUUGUGUGAAUCAUGAUGGCGAGAGUUUCUAUGUGUUAUACUUAAUAUAUUUAAAUACAGUUUUUUCUACUAUCUUGUACUCAUAGAAGAAUGUUUGAGGAGUUUGGAUAUCCUGUACGUGCAGUUGCACGUGUUUGGUACACAUAUAUUUGAGUUUAUUUAUAUACAAAUAUGUGUAUCAUAAAUGUAUCAAAGGAGUUUAAUACAGAACUAUAUAGCGUGAUCAGAAAAAAAGAAAUCAAGUUUUGCACAUCGGAUAGCUGACAGCACCCAGGAUCAAGGUCCGGGGGGGUUCGUAGUAGUCGACAGCUCUCAUCUGUCACAUUCACACACACACAUUCUUAGUCAUCCCCUCACUCGGGUGACCUGCACUGAUCGGAGUCAGCCAGGGUUGCUUUUAAAUUAAAUGUGUCUGUUAGUAAGCAUCGCUAUUGGCACCACCGAGUUUUCCUCCUCAGCUUCUGCAGUCCCGACGUGAUUUUUCCCCCAGUGGCAGGUGGUCUGCAGGCGUUGCCUCGGGGAUUGACCUACAGGGCAGACCUGCAGGGGGCUUCAUUUGUUUGGGUAGUUGACGCUUCUUAAAGGACAAUCGGAAAGAGGGGGGUUUCCAGAAGCAAAUUCAUAAUUUACUAAGCUUAAAUGCUUUAUUAUUUUUAUUAAUAGGACGCAUAGUGCAAUCAUAAUAGACAGUGUGUAUUAUCUGCUUCUCUAAAAACGUUUGUUUCUGUUGGUUGUUCCCGCUGCUAUAGUUAAUCUGAAUGGGUGUCGAACAAGGUCUCUGUAGAGCUAAUAGUAGCCUAGCAAUUACCAGUAUUACCCGAAACAAUGGAAGCACUUUCGGUUAGCGAAUGCUUGUUCACAGGUCCUACAUAUUUAUGUUAAAUUACAAAUGAAAAUAUAUAUCCUUAUUUAUUGUGAGAUAUAAUGACUCAUGUUAAUUUUGUUUCAUUAUUAUGACACUCCAAAAAUAAAAAAAAUAAAUGUACAAAUGACA
Gasterosteus aculeatus aculeatus (three-spined stickleback) is the source of this 3115-nucleotide messenger RNA. It is a transcript of the gene cdkn1a, whose product is annotated as cyclin dependent kinase inhibitor 1A. The record is from RefSeq and is a predicted model, not a curated record. Gene Ontology annotation, molecular function: cyclin-dependent protein serine/threonine kinase inhibitor activity. Lineage: Eukaryota; Metazoa; Chordata; Actinopteri; Perciformes; Gasterosteidae. Gene Ontology annotation, biological process: signal transduction by p53 class mediator; regulation of G1/S transition of mitotic cell cycle; negative regulation of cyclin-dependent protein serine/threonine kinase activity. Gene Ontology annotation, cellular component: nucleus; cyclin-dependent protein kinase holoenzyme complex.